AUGACAGAGGAAGUAGAAAGUGACAAAAGUGAUAGUAUAAAAGCGUGUGAACGCUACUGGAACUUCUUCUCCAUUUUUAUGAUUUCCCUACGAUUGCUUAUAGUUUUGUUCGGCUUACUGGCUGUUGCCUGGGCAUGUGCCCCAAAUAUGCCAAAACAAGAUCACGGAUAUUGCAAAUUCUACGUUGACGGGAAAAAUGACUUUUCAAGUUCUCGCCGAAAAAGAGACUCCUCUAGCGGAUCUGGAGAAGGAAAGAGCGGCGGAGGUGGUGGUGCCGGUGGAGCUGGUGGUGCUGGUGGUGCUGGAGGUGCUGGGGGUUCUGGCGGCUCCGGAAGUGGCAAUGGCAUGAAAUUCAACCGUUCCAAGAAGAGAAAGGACACCAAAUGCUAUGAAUAUGAAGAUGGAACAAAGGACGAAGGAGCCGUUCUCAAUAAGGGAGUCACUUAUAAAGUCACUGUCACCAAGACCACAUCAUAAUAAUUUAUUAGUGCUUAUCUCUUUUUUUCAUUUAUUUUUGCACUCCAUAGGAAAUAGGGUUUGCUCGUCUUUUAGACAUGGGUUUAAAACGAAGGUUUUGAUCAAAAAUAUAAAUAUGUAUAAAUUGAAAAUCAGAUAAUAAAUUUACUUUGUAUUUA
This is a messenger RNA of Caenorhabditis elegans, 635 nucleotides long. It is a transcript of the gene ZK285.2, whose product is annotated as Glycine-rich protein. The coding region runs from base 1 to 477 and encodes 158 amino acids. The record is from RefSeq and is marked reviewed. The transcript is spliced from 2 exons. Lineage: Eukaryota; Metazoa; Nematoda; Chromadorea; Rhabditida; Rhabditidae.